AUGAUCAAAACAAUAUUGUGUAGUUAUAGUAUCAUUGGUGCACUGAUUCCUCAAAGAAGUAGUUACAAUAUUGUCAAUGAUCAGAACAUCAGCAACAUUAAUUCAAACCCUCAACAACUAUCAAAUAAAAAUGAUACUAUAAUUGAAUCUCAAAGUGCUUUCCAAAAUGAAAAAGACGAUAUUGAAGAUGGAGAUGGUAUUAUAAGAAGAAAAAAAGCCAAUACCAUUAAACCCCUUGGCAGCUCUAACAGACAUGGAUAUUAUUCGAAAACCGUGGUAUUUAUAGCAUUAUUACUAUUGGCCAUCAUAGGUCCAGGGAUAAACAUUGCUGUCAGCCGAAGUGUAUCGAGAGAAAUAAGAUACAGAUACAUAAGUGCGCAACAAUGUUCAAGCUUAAAUGAUUGUGGUAACCAUGAUUAUGGAAACUAUUCUCAGUUAGAGACUGAUCAUAACAGUUUGAGGGGGCUUCUUUACAAUUGCUUAAAUGGAAAUUAUACCCGAGUGUAUCAAGAUAAGCUUUCAAUGUCUGAUGCCAUUACAUACAAAAUUAAUUCACAAGUUGGUGUUUCUAAUGUAACUACUCAAGGAACAUAUGAGAUAAAUCAAUACUCGAGUGGUUUUAGUCUUCCAAGAAUUACAUUGACUCAGCUUGCAAUCAACCUAAACGAUGUAAAUCAGAUAGGGUGGCCAACCGAUUCUCAAGACAUUUUUGUGGACGUGGUACCACCUGAAAAUGUUAUUCAAGAUCAAAUAAUGUCACAAAUUGCUUCUUUAGCUUACACAAACAAUACAUUACGCAGUACUGGAGUCACAGGCUCAAGAACGUUAAGAAAUAUCCAUAUACAAUAUAACGGAAGUGCAAUAGAGGGUAAUAACAAAAUGUGCUUGACAACGGCUUUAGUCAAAAUUGAUGUUAAUGAAUACUAUGUGGGUGGCGUUAGUAAUGCUGGCACUUAUUCCCGAAUAAAUAGCUCUGAUAACGAAAUAACAAGUUACAUGGGAGGAGACGAUUGUAUGAUAACUCCAAUAUCAAUUUACAAUGAUAAUUCUGAGGCAUAUGAUUCAGCGUCUGGAUUUCUUAACGAUAUAAGUGCUAACAAUGAUACAUUAGACAGCAUUUUAACCGAAAAGUAUUAUGCGAAUUGUGCGACUGACAACACAAACACAACAAGCAUACUACAAGUUAGAAAGGUGUAUUCUUCCACAGGCAUGGGGUCCAGUCAAAGUGUAAUGAUUGAUAUUAUAACGCUCAACCAGACUAGACAAGUAUAUUGUGAUACUGUUUCCCCACAGCUGGUGCAGCGUAAGCCAAUAUACACAUCUGACAGCCCUGGAUAUAUUGCUUCUGGAGUUGGUGUUAAUUUGUUAAGUGUGUAUACUGACACUAAAGAUAGUGAUGACGACUUACUAGAUGUUUCUGGGUUGAACAAUUUUGUGAAAUACCAAUAUGUGACAACAACUGCUGUUACUUAUUAUAAUGUUAAAGUUCAGGUAAUUGUGCUUUUGUGCUUAUUAGGAGUAACGAUAUUACUCAAAGUUAUACUUGUUUACAAAACAAUUGGCGAGCCUAAUAUUGUGGAUGUUGUUAAAGAGGUGGUACUGGAUGGGUAUUGUUACGUUAACCCUUUUACUGUGUUUACUAAAAAUUAUGAUUUACGAGAAGUGAGCUGUGGAGCAUAUUACGACAGUGUCAAAAACGUCAACCAUUGUGGGAUUGUGUAUAAUGAUACUGUUUAUGAACAACCAAGAUCAAAUGUGUCUUGGGGGAGCCGAUUUGGAAUGUCAAGAACUUAA
Magnusiomyces paraingens is the source of this 1794-nucleotide messenger RNA. RefSeq lists its product as uncharacterized. Bases 1 to 1794 code for a protein of 597 amino acids. The record is from RefSeq and is a predicted model, not a curated record. NCBI's taxonomy places the organism in Eukaryota, Fungi, Ascomycota, Dipodascomycetes, Dipodascales, Dipodascaceae. The transcript has a single exon.